AUGUCCCUCCAAGCAAUCCUGUAUACCCCCACUCCCCCAGCACUACAAAUUCUCGAUCAGCUAAAACUCCCCCAUGAGUCGGUUUAUGUCCCCAUCUGCACAUGCGAAGACGCCUACGAUGCGAUAAAACGUAUGGUUGUGCGUGGUGCGCCCGCGAUCGCGAUUGUGGCUGCGUUGGCUUUGGCAGUUGAACUGAGCUCCGGAGGGCUGCCAAGUGAGGUCGGGGAGAGUGCAGGGGAUGCGAGGGCGUAUGUCCAUAGGCGGUUGGAUUACUUGGUCCAGUCACGGCCUACUGCGGUUAAUUUGGCAGAUGCGGCGGGGAAAUUGAAGGCUGUUGUCAGCGCUGAAGCGGGGACCGCGGAGGCGGUAGUGGGGAGGUAUGUCGAGGCUGCGGAGAAGAUGCUGGUGGACGAUGUCAUGGACAACGAGAACAUUGGAAGGUUUGGGGCCGAGUGGAUUUUGGAAAAUGCCAAAGUGGGAGAGGGGGAAGAGAAGGGGAUGGUUGCGGUUCUGACCCAUUGUAACACAGGUUCGCUUGCGACGGCUGGCUACGGCACUGCGUUGGGCAUCAUCCGCUCGCUGAACUCUCGUUCGAACCUGACGCACAUUUACUGCACUGAGACCCGUCCUUACAACCAAGGCUCCCGAUUGACGGCGUUCGAACUCGUUCACGAUAAGAUACCGGCAACAUUGAUUACAGACUCGAUGGCAUCCUCCCUCAUGAGCCUCAAAUCUAUAGCGGCCGUUAUCGUGGGUGCGGACCGUGUAGCUGCCAAUGGUGACACAGCCAACAAAAUUGGUACCUAUCAGUUAGCAAUUGUUGCCAAAUAUCACGGUGUCAAGUUUGUUGUGGCUGCGCCGACUACGAGCAUCGAUAUGAAAACAGCUUCGGGCAAGGAUAUUGUCAUCGAGCAUAGGCCUGGAAAGGAAGUAACGAACGUGGAGACAGUGGCCACGGCAGCUAGGGGUAUCAAUGUCUAUAACCCUAGCUUUGAUGUGACUCCGAAAGGCUUGAUCGAUGCUAUAGUUACCGAGAAGGGGGUUGCCGUCAAGGAUGCGGGUGGUGAUUUCGGUUUGUCGAGGUUCUUUUGAGGCGUACAAGGAUAAUAAGCGCGUUAUUGGCUUAGAAUGAAUUGUAUCAGCUUAACCAA
Molecule: messenger RNA, 1151 nt
Organism: Tuber melanosporum (Perigord truffle)
Lineage: Eukaryota; Fungi; Ascomycota; Pezizomycetes; Pezizales; Tuberaceae
Exons: 3
Coding region: 1-1092 (363 amino acids)
Molecular function (GO): S-methyl-5-thioribose-1-phosphate isomerase activity
Source: RefSeq, a predicted model, not a curated record